ACUCGCACUGAUCUGGGAUAGCUUAUUCAGAGAGCCACGGGAUAGUUCUUAAAGCUGAAAUUGUGACACAGGACAGGUGUGGAGUAUGGGAGCGACAUUAUCAGAGCAACGGGACAGCAAAUGUGAGGAAGAUGAGGAGCCGCAUUCAGGACAGGAUGAGGUACUGAAGGACAGCGCCGGAAACGAGCUGCUUCAGAAAAAUGGAAAGCUCUCAAGCCAGAAUGAAAAAACUGAAAGCCAGACUGAUGAGAUGAAUAGUCAGACUGAUGAGAGAGACCUUGUAGAUGUGGGAUCUGGAUUUGUGACACUGAAAGAAGAUGCUUCUGAUAUGACCGACAGUAUUCAAGAUGAUGUCUCUGACUACAUGAGCAAGAAAAUGAAUAAUGCAGAUGAUAGUGAAAUAGUGAAAGAGGAAAAUGAGUCCAACAACAAAGUAAAGGACACUGAAAUUGGCUUCAAAAAAAUCUUCAGAUUAGGUGGAUUUAAAUUGACUUUAAAAAAAGACAAGGUUGAAAAGAUUGAUACAGAUGAGCCAAUAGAAAGCGAGCAGGACAGAAAUGCUGCAAGUCCAUCAGAGGAAUCUUGGGACACUACAGAUGUGAAUGCUGUCAGUACAAAUGAGCAGGAAGAAGAAGAGAUAAAUAAUGAAAGAAUUAGAGGUGAUGCAAAUGCAAAAGAGUCUCCUGAGACACAGUUUAAUGAACCUAGGGAAGAAACCACUCCUGAAAAAGGACUGAUGGUAGAUGUUCCUCAAUGCCCCAAAUCUGAGGAACCCAUGUCCCCAGUUAAGCGAUUUUUCUCACAAGGAAUUUUGGCUAGUUUGAGAAAAAAGAAAAAAGAAGAAGGUGACCCAAAAGAGAAUGAAAACAAACUCAAAAGUUUGAACAAAAUGGUUGAAAAAGAAACUACAAAAGAAGACACUACAUGUACAUGUCUUGAUGUCUCUAAUGGUAAAAUUGUUGAAGAUAAAGAUGUACAGCUAUAUAAGAAAGAUGAGAGCAAACAUGCAGCUGAAGGAGACAUAAUGAAUUCUCUGGAACAAGAUAAAGUGCAAGAAAGUCCAUUCAGGAGGAUUUUUAGGAAACUGUCCACAAGAAGACAGAGCGAAACAAAACCUGGUGACACAAACUCACUUGACCCUGAAGAAAAUAGCAGUGAAAAUCCUCAAUUAUCCACAGAAUUAUUUAAGUCCCAGAAGGAGCAAGAAACAAAGGUUGUUGAAACACAGCCUGUGGAUGAGAUGAUGGACAUGAGCCAUGAAGAGUCAAAAAAAAAGUCAGAAUCAGCUGUUUCCUGGGAAAAUCUGAUAUGUGUCAGGUCUGCCAAGACAAGGUCCAGGAAAACAUCUGACUCUGAGGAUGAAACACAAGAUAAAGGAGAGGUGCCCAGAAGAACAAUUGAAUCUCCAUUUGAAAGUUCUACCGAAGGUGAUUAUCUUACAUCGUCCAAUGAACAAGGUGCUAGUCCCGUAGAAGACGACAGUGGAUCCACGUGGAAGUCUUUUAAAAAGCUUGUAACUCCAAAGAGGAGGAGCAGAAUGGAAGAAAGUGGUUCAUUUGAUCAAAUGCUGUCAGACACUGACAUUAGUAAAGAUGAGUCUUCAUGUUCCUUGCGGAAACUUAUUUCAGGGCGUAAAAAAAUUAAAUCUGAUGGGCAGCAAGAAAUCAUAUCAUCUGAUGAAGGCAGUAAAGGCACAGGAACAGACAUUGAGGAUGAUGAAACACCAGGGGUUGUACCACUGUGUGAAUAUGAAAUAGCUGAACCUAAAAUGUUGAAAGUGACGACUGAUGAAAUGAAAAGAGAAAGUAAAAAAGAGAAAGAGAUGCAACCCAUUAUUGAAGAGGUCAAGUCUACACAAAUGCAGCCUUUAAAUAAUGUUAAACCUUUAAGCUUUGAUUCUGGCUUAUCAGAUGUACCAAUUCCCACAGAGUAUAUGGAAGAAUUAACAGAAUUCUUAAGCAAACAUCAGCAACUCAGUGACAUACCAGAGGAAGGAAUCAUUGAGGAAAGUGUUGCAACUCCAUUAUCCUUUAUUGAAUGGACAACUCAGUAUGACACCUUAGCUGAUGAUAUAGUAGAUAUGACAGCUGAUGCAGUCACAGCUCCCGAACAUGUAUCUGAAUACACUGAGGAUGACACUUCUGAAAUGGUGUCUGCAGUUUCCCAACUAUCAGAGUCACCCAAAACAUCAGGAAAUGUAACACCACUAUCAAGAGAUAUGAGAUAUAUAUCUCACCAUAUGAGAGAAUCUGACACAAUCUUUCAGGAUGUUGUGGAGUCCAUUAACAUGGUUCCAAGUAUUCUGUCCACCACCACACAAGACAAAGUUCCUGAGGCUCAGGGAGUGUCAGUCUCUCAAUUUAUUGUAGAGUCAACUACAACAACGGAAACAAAAGUGUUAGUAACCCAUAAAAAAGAGGAAGCAACCUCCAUCUGCAUAGGCAUUGUUUGUAAGGAAAUUAGAGCUGCUGAAGUUGUUAGUUCUCUGCCCUUAAUUGAAGGCAUAUCAGAAAUCACUCAUGCAGUACCAAUAGAAUUUGUCUGUGGGGAUUUGGCAGAAGAAUCUAAAGUAGCAGGAAUAGCAAAUGACAAUGUCAAUGAAGCUGAAAUCAAUGAAAUCAAAACAAUGUUACAUGAAGUACUUUUACUUGAUGAGCAAAGCACAAUUCUUGCUGAAACUGCGAGAAAAUCAAAGCAACAAUUUAUAAUGGUCGAAACUGUUCAGGAAGAACUUUCUCUUAUGUUACAGAUGGAAGAUGUGGAACAUGAUUCAACAAAAACAUUAAAUGGAAUUCAUGAAUGCACACCAGUCCAUGCUGCGGUGUACUGUGGAAGUCAGCUUCUUGAGGAGCAGAUUAUUUUACAGAAUAUGAACACGCCUGAAACUGAGGGCCCAAUACAUCCAGCUUUAGAAGAACCAGUAUAUGAAAAGCUGACAAAGAACACUUGCAUCCCUUUUGAAGUUAAAAAUGUUCACAGAAUUCCAGAUGUUGUAUCAUCAGCUGCUGAUGUUGAGCAAUAUGUUCAAGUCACUGAAGUAACUAAACCUGUGUUGCACAGUGUUGUAACCUCAGAGUCAGACCCUGCUCUGAAUCAAACCUCAUCAAUUACAGAUGCUGGAGUUCUUGUAUCAGAUGUGAAAUGUUUAGAGACUACAGCGCCAUUUAGCAGUUUUAUCCCCAUAUCAGAUUCUAUCAAGAGAGAAAUGGAUUUGGAGAGUGAAGCGCAAAUGAAAAAUGACCCUUCACAACAUUUUGUAGAUAGUCUUACAAUCCAAAUGAACAAUACUGUGUUACAAACAGAAAAUAAAAAUGCUGAGACAGUUCCUGUACUUAGCACCGCAACAUGUUCAGCAAAUAGCUUUAAAAAUAUAGAGAUUAUUGAAGAAGUGGAAAAAGUAAAACAAAAGAUAGAACCUACAGCAGAGAUGAUUGAGGAAAUUGGUGAUGAAAAUGUUAUUUACAAUUAUGAAGCAGAGAACCUUUCAGAAAUCAUAGAUAAACCAACAGAAGAAAAAGAAGGUAAAGAAAGUGAAUGGAACACACUUGUCAGGGAAAGUUCCUUACCUGUAGCAACUACCAAUGAAGAAUGUGCAGUUAAAGAUAGGUCAGAAUUUUUUCUGGGUCUAAAAAAAGAACAUACAGAAGCAGACACACUUCCUAUAGAAGUCUACAAGAGAAAACAAGCUGCAGGUGAUGAAAUAGACAUGCUCACACUUAAUCCAGCUGAAACAGGUGAGGUGACCAAGAAGCCACCUGCCAUCUCUGAGCAAACAGGAGUCGAUGAAGAAAAUCCAGAUUAUGGACUCAAACUGCCAGCCACAGACAAAAUGAUCACAGAUGAACAAACUACAGCUGUAGCUCCAUAUGUUUCAGCAAAAUUGGAGGCUGUUAAAAGAUCAUGUGUGGUUGAUGAACCAGAAAAAUUAUUAGCAAGUGGGCAAGAAUAUAAUGAAACAGCAAAUCCUGAAAUUACUAUAGAACUAGAAACUGUAGAGUUUACUAGUUCUCCAGUUGAGACAUUCCCUGAAGAUAAGACUCAACUUGACCCAGAUGAGCCACAAAGAGAAGUUUUACUCUCAAAACAAGAACAAUAUAAAGCAACUGAGUCAAGUCAUGCACCUUAUGAGGAAAAUAAUGAAGCAGGUGAAGCUAUGGUUAGAAUGACUGUAAGCGUCUCAACCUUUAUGUAUGAAGAAGAUACAAGAGUAGAGUGUACUGAACAACCAGCGGCAAUUCUGCAAUGUUUUAAUGAAAUAAAUAGAGUCAGUUUGCUGGACCAAUCUGUAAUGUCUGACAUACAUUUAGCAGAGAAGCUAGAGGAUAAUGAAACAGCAAAGCCUGAAGUUAAUGCAGAAAUCAUUACAGAACACCAAGAGGCUGGAGAGACACUUAAGAUGUCCCUGAAAUUUGAGCCUCGACUCAACACUGAACAGCCACAGAAAGAAUUUUUAUUCUUAAAACAAGAAGAGAGUCAAGCACCCGAGUCAAGUCAUGAACCUUAUGACGAAAAUAAUCAAUUAAUUGGUGCUGCAGAAAUAAGCAAAAUCACUUCUUCAAUUAUAUAUGUAGAAGAAACAGGAGUAGAAUGUAAAAUAUCUGACCAACCUGUAAAUGCCGGACAGGGUGUAGAUGGAGAAGCAGUAAAAACAAUGGAGCAUGUAAGUAAAAUACUUCCUAAUGAUGAAGCUGAAUCCUGUGUCAUCUCUGAAACUGAAGGGUCUGAGCAUGUAAUGGAGGUAAUAAAAGCUACUUCUGAAGUAUCUGUUGAAGUUGUAACUGAACAUGAGGUUAAAAUGACAGUGGACUUUGAAGAGAACAUUGUCUCUCCAGAUGCGAUUCAAAAAGAUGUAUCUGAAAUUGACAUGGAAAAUGCAGCAGAUGCUGAAAAGAACACAGGAUUAACAGCAGAAUUGAAACUGAACAUGGAAACACCCACAAUCAACUCUGAAGGACAAACAGUACUCACAUCUCAGCAGGUGGCAGAAUCAUCAAUCGUGACCGAAAAUAAAAAUAAGCCUGAGGUGCUGACACAUGAAAUGAAUGAACUUGAUGCAGAGACACUGAAGGUGGCAGAAUCAAAGGCAGAUAUAAUUAUUGUAUCAGAGACGCCUGUUGUGGCCUCACCAGUGGACACGCCGUUGGUCAUAUCGACAGAAAAGGCUGUUAAUAUAGAAGCUCUUGCUUUGACUUCAGUAAUAAACAAAUUACAGUCAGAUUUAAAAUCAGUCACUGAACCAGAGAUUUCUACAGGAACCAAACAACACGGAACUCCCACUGUAGUGUCAGAAAUACAAACCGUGACAGGAUUAUCUUUAGCACAAACAGCAGCACUUUCACCAAUAUUAAAGGAGGUUUCAGAAAAAGAGGAUGUAAACAUCAACAGACCAGUUAUAGUUGAGGUGACGGAGCCAAAAUUAAAAAUGUUUAUGGUAACAGACACAAUAUCACACACAUCAACAGAAGACCCGGCACUUGAUGUAAAAACAAUGGAGAUUUUAGCUCUUGAAACAGACACCUUAGUGAGAACAUGUGUGGAAAAGGAUGGUGAAGCACAGGGCUCUGUCAAGACGUCAAUAAAAGAAGAUGCAGAUAUAGACUCUUUAGUUUUGACCAGCAGAGUCAGUAAAGCACAGCUAAAAACGCUAGUGGAGCUAAGAGCAGCAGACAUCCCAGUGAGUCAAAAGCCAACUGAUGGCCAGUUGAUCCAGGAACCAGAAAUGUUAAUGGUGGCACAAAAAAUAAAGGAAACAAUACUUGAGACACCAGAUGCAGUUGAUGUUACUGCAUUAAAGAUACCUGUGGAACAAGGUCAAAGAGAAGAAGUGACCAAACAAAUCGUAAAAGGAGCAGUUCUGUCAUCAGCAAAACCAGAGUUUGAAAUUACAUCAUUGAAGAAAGACAUAGUUUUAUUUGUUCCUACCUUAAUAGAAGAACAAACAGCAGCUUCUUUUGUAAAACUACCAACAGCAUCAGAGGCCUCAGUGGUUGAAACACCAACAUUGGAUCCAGCAGAAGUCCAAAGGCCAACUGUUAUCUCUGUGAUAGAAACACUACCAGUUACCAGAGCAGUAAAGGAAGUGGAAAUGCAAGUCACUGGACCAGAGGUUAAGGAAAGACACAGAGAUGCACAAGCUGCACUUAACAUUGAAGUGAAACACCAACCACUGACUAAAGUAAACGUAACAGGAUUAAUUGAACAGGUACCUGAGGAUGUAGGAAAUACAGCAAACCCCAAAGAGGAUUCUAAAAGCUCUGAAGAAAGGAGUGGAAGAUUAAAAGAGGUUUCUGUCCCCAUCAUAAAGAUAGUUGAAUCCCUGCCAGGAGUAGAUGAUGAUAUCUGGGAGGAUGCUAAUGAAGAUGUCAGAGAUGAUCAGUGUUCAAGUACUAAAGCAAGUGACAGUUUGUAAGAUGCAACCAUGUG
Molecule: messenger RNA, 6423 nt
Organism: Tachysurus vachellii
Lineage: Eukaryota; Metazoa; Chordata; Actinopteri; Siluriformes; Bagridae
Gene: akap12a
Product: A kinase (PRKA) anchor protein 12a
Exons: 3
Coding region: 86-6409 (2107 amino acids)
Biological process (GO): regulation of protein kinase C signaling; signal transduction
Cellular component (GO): cytoplasm
Molecular function (GO): calmodulin binding; protein kinase A binding
Source: RefSeq, a predicted model, not a curated record